Molecule: messenger RNA, 924 nt
Organism: Caenorhabditis briggsae
Lineage: Eukaryota; Metazoa; Nematoda; Chromadorea; Rhabditida; Rhabditidae
Exons: 4
Coding region: 1-924 (307 amino acids)
Source: RefSeq, a predicted model, not a curated record
AUGGACAAAACCGCCAAGAAGCACCCAGUCGGACUUCUCGAGACCAAAUCACUCGCUUCGGCUCUUCCAGAAAAGAAUGCUGAGGGAAGACCAAAGUAUACACAAAUCUUGACACCGUCCAAGUCAUCUUCAGCUUCCAACGGAGAUGCUGUAGUAGCUCCGACUUCUGUGGAGAAGAAGACUUUUGCAAAACAACGUCAACAGCGCUCCAACAACAACAAGCAAGGCAUCAAGAACGCCAAUAAUCAGAAACCCCGUGGAAUAUUCUUGCCAGCUACGGAAAAACGGCCAUUCAAUCUUCUCUUGAAGAGACAAGAAGUCGUGGCUCGUCCAACGGAUAUCAAACUCGCUCUUUUCCAAUUACUCCUGACAAUUGGCCCACGGAACUUCCUGUCGGCCAUUUAUCCCUGCAAGAUUACAGUCGAUGGAAAUGAGUACAACUCUGUGGAGCAUUUCUACCAAGCAUGCAAACUCUAUACCCUUGUCGGACAGGAGAAAGCUGCGGAGCUCAAGGCAUCUGAGAGCCCCAUUGAGGUCAAGAAGGCAACUAAGGUUUUAUUGAAGGAGGCGAAUAUUACAUCGAAGAAAGUGGAAGAGUGGAAAGAGAAGGACAGUAUUGGAGUGUUGAAACACGUCGUCACUCAUAAAUUCACACAGAAUGAGGCGUUGAAGGAGAAAUUGUUGGAGACUGGAGACAAGAUUCUCAUUCAGGCCUAUAUCGGUGAUACAUUCUUCGCCACCGGUGCCAGCUUCCACUACGUCAGCGAAUGGGUCUCCCGCCAUGUAAACCAAGACCUUGUCUACCCAGAAGAAGUCACCGCUGAAAAUUUCAAGUACUUGCCAUUGGUGGCCAACGGAAAGAAUGUUUUCGGUUGGAUUUUGAUGCAAGUCCGCGACGAACUCCGUGCUCAAUCUUCCGCCUAA